AAUUUAAUGGAAAAUUGUUAGUAUUGGAUCGCGUCUUCGUGUUGGCAUUGUCAACUGAGACGAAGCUCCAACAGCAACACACAACACAGUAACAAUGGAAAACGCCGACGUGUUUUUGGGUUUACACGACUUCCUCGAGCGCAUGCGCCAACCCGCCGCCGCCGAUUUCGUCAAAGCAAUCAAAAGUUUCAUAGUUUCGUUUUCAAAUAAUGGUCCCGAUCCUGAUAGAGACAGUAGCGCCGUACAAGACUUCCUUGCCAAUAUGGAAGCUGCUUUCAAAGCUCAUCCACUUUGGUCCGGUUGCUCUGAGGACGAGCUUGAAAGUGCUGGUGAAGGUCUUGAGAAGUAUGUCAUGACGAAGUUGUUUGCCCGUGUAUUUGCUUCAGUUCCUGAUGAUGUAAAACUUGAUGACCAACUUUCAGAGAAGAUGUCUCUGAUUCAACAGUUUAUUCGACCAGAAAAUUUGGACAUCAAGCCAACAUUUCAGAAUGAAACAUCAUGGUUGCUUGCACAGAAAGAAUUACAAAAGAUCAACAUGUACAAGGCACCCAGAGACAAACUUAUCUGUAUCCUAAACUGUUGCAAGGUUAUUGGCAACUUGCUGCUUAAUGCUUCUGUUGCUUCCAAAGAUAGUCCUCCUGGAGCUGAUGAAUUUCUUCCUGUGCUAAUUUAUGUUACCAUAAAGGCAAACCCUCCUCAACUGCACUCAAAUCUACUGUACAUACAAAGGUUUAGACGUGAUUCUCGUUUGGUUGGGGAAGCAUCGUAUUAUUUUACAAACAUGCUUUCUGCUGAAUCCUUCAUCUCAAACAUUGAUGCAAAAGCCAUUUCAAUGGAUGAAACCGAGUUUGAGAGAAACAUGGAAUUUGCUCGUGCUCUUCUUUCAGGGCUUUCAGUUGAUACGCAAGAUCCCAAUUCACCUUAUCAAAAUUAUGGACAGCAUCCAAGAGCAGACAGAAAUAAAGCUUUGAAUGACAAUAAGGACCCUGCACUACGAACUCCACCAUCUGUUGCAAAAUUAGAAAGUAAGAAAGUGACUUUUGCAGAUGAAUCAUUGAUAACAAAAGUUCCAUCCCUCUCAGAUUUGGAGAAUAAAGGGGCAAGUAUGAUAAUAAAGGAGGAUAAGUUGAAUGAUGUUUUCAGGGAUUGUCCAUACUUGUUUGCUAGUGCUGGUGAUCUAACAAUAGAUGACGUCGAAGACCUGCUAAAUAAUUACAAACAAUUAGUUUUCAAGUAUGUGUGUCUUUCCAAAGGGUUAGGUAUCAAUUCUACAUCUCAUCUUCCAUCCAAUCCUCAAAGUAAUGCUCAGGACCAUUCUGAAGCCCUUUUCAAAGGGUUAGCCGUUGCUUCUUCACAUCAUCUUCCAUCCAAUUCUCAGAAUAAUGCUCAGGACCAUUCUGACACCACAAUAGAUUCUUCAGACGGUGGACCUGUAGCUUCCAAUGACAAAUCAGAAAAAUCUAGAGAUACAUUAGAAGAUAACUCAGUUCCUGAGGAGAAAAAAAGUGAUUCAAGUUUGCCACAAAAUGAAGCAGUUGCACAGCUAGAGGCAGUUGCACCAGAGGAUGGUGCCCUCUCGUGACUGAUAGGAACUAGCUACAAUCCAUUUUUUCUCAUCAUAUACUCCUGCAUUUUUUUUCACUCGUGCUCAUGUAAAUUUAUUUUAUAUUUUCCCUUGUGUGGUACCGGUAACUGUCUUUUGAUAGGGAUGGCAAUACCAUGACCACUAUGCCCUCUGUAACAUUAUUCUUAAACAUAUUUUAUAAUUGCUAUAUUAGAAAUUUUGCAUUUGGUUAUGCAAUGGAUGAAAAAGAAUGCGAAGAGACAAA
Molecule: messenger RNA, 1829 nt
Organism: Cicer arietinum (chickpea)
Lineage: Eukaryota; Viridiplantae; Streptophyta; Magnoliopsida; Fabales; Fabaceae
Product: vacuolar protein sorting-associated protein 9A-like
Biological process (GO): vesicle-mediated transport
Cellular component (GO): endocytic vesicle; cytosol
Molecular function (GO): guanyl-nucleotide exchange factor activity; small GTPase binding
Source: RefSeq, a predicted model, not a curated record